Drosophila kikkawai is the source of this 1806-nucleotide messenger RNA. RefSeq names its product activating signal cointegrator 1. Gene Ontology annotation, biological process: positive regulation of DNA-templated transcription. NCBI's taxonomy places the organism in Eukaryota, Metazoa, Arthropoda, Insecta, Diptera, Drosophilidae. The record is from RefSeq and is a predicted model, not a curated record. Gene Ontology annotation, molecular function: zinc ion binding; transcription coactivator activity. Gene Ontology annotation, cellular component: nucleus.
GCGAACAGCUGAUUUACAUUUGCCUGCGUUGAUUUUUGAAGUAUUUUCCGAACAAUUUCACAAUUGUGUUAAAAUAUUUGGUUUACAAAAUAAAAAAUGGAGAAAUUCGUGCGGGACUCGUUGUCCAAAAUACUGGAUUGCGUGGUCACAGACCAAAUGAUGUCGGCAAUCCUAAACAUUAAAGAUGACUAUGAAUUCGACAAUUACUUUGGUAAUUUACUGAGCGAAGACAACGAGGAACACCGCCUAUUCCUGCUCAAUUGCCGCCGAAUGCUUCUCAGUGGCAAGCAGCCCCGAAACAAUGGCAAGAGCAGCAGCAAGCCGCCGACGUCCACAACGCCGGUCAAAGGAGGCGGCAGCAGUAGCAACAGUGGGGUCAAAGCAAAGCCGGGAAAAUUUGUUAAUUUGUAUGCCAACGAUGGAAAAGUCUUGGGCGACACCAUAUUGCUAAAGGGCCGCCGCUCCUGUGAAUGCCAGGCGGCGCAGCACAAGCUGAUCAACAAUUGCAUGGGCUGCGGCCGGAUUGUGUGCGAACAGGAGGGUUCCGGUCCCUGCUUGUUCUGCGGCGAGUCCGUCUUUACAACCGAGGAGAUGAUGCGGCUGGCCAAGGCGGCGCGUGAGGCCAAGCCAAAUGCCAAGCCCGCCACCAAACAGGGCAAGAAAUCCAAGGAUUCAGGUAAGGAUUCAGCAGCCAAAGAAGCUGCUGCCAAGGAAUCCCUCGAUAAGGCACUAGCCCAAAGGGAUCGCCUGCUGGAGUACGACAAGAACAGCGAAAAGAGAACGACGGUCAUUGAUGAUGAGCUUGAUUACUUCCAGGAAAACUCCGUGUGGCUGAGCAAGUUGGAGCGCGAAAAGUUUGAGAAGCUUAAGGGCGAAAUGCACGAAAUGAAGCACGGCAGUCGGUUGAAUCGCAAGAUUCGUGUAGACUUUGCUGGCCGUGAGUUACCAGAGGAUCUGCCCGUUUCCAAGGAGUACGAACAGCAAGUGAUCAAUGAACUGGCGGCUGUAACCAAGGCAGCGGGCGGUGCAACUAACUGGAGCUCUUCCUCCCUUACCGGACACUCGGCUAUGGCUUUGGCGCCCAUUUUGGAUAUGACCAAGCCGCCUGUAUACAAGGCCAGCAAGGAGGCAAAGAGCUGGCCAGCACCGGCAUCGGCCACCGAUGGACUAGAGCAGAUCUACAAUCGAGUGCAGGACAAGGAGCUGCUGGAAAUGCAGGAUAUGCGCCAGUGCCUUUCAAUGCAUCAGCCCUGGGCAUCUCUUCUGGUGGCGGGAAUUAAAAAACAUGAAGGCCGAGUUUGGUAUAGCGAACACCGCGGACGACUGUGGAUUGCUUCCACCUCCAAGGAAGCCCACGCUGAAGAUAUUGCCCAAAUGGAGGAGUUUUAUCGCAUGAUUUAUGAUGAUCCCAAUAUUAACUUUCCCAGUCAUUAUCCCACAGCUAGUCUGUUGGGCUGCGUUCAUGUGGACAGCUGUCUGCCGCAGGAGGAGUACAGGGAGAUAUAUCCCAAUGGGGAAUCGGACAGCCCAUAUGUCUUUGUCUGCUCUAAGCCCGAACAGCUUAAUAUCCUGCUGCCCGUUAAGGGCGAUCACAAAAUAUAUGAACUUCCUUUGAAAACGCACAGUGCUGCCUGUAAAACGCUGCUCAGGGCCAGGGCCAGCAAGGGUUGACAACAAAGCACACCGAAACCAAACACAUUCUAAUUAGUUUUAAGCCAGAAUUGCAUUCAAAAUGCUUAAGUUUUGUGAAUAUAAAUUUGGUUUGGCUUAAGAAAGAAGAGCUAAAAGUAAACUUGAUGAAAUGAA